CGAUUCCAUGUUGUCUUUACCUCUACACACACACACACACACACUACUGUGUGUAACAUACACAAUGAUAAUAUAAUAACAGAAACACAAAAUUUCUACAACUGAUCGGUGGAGAUGGUAUGUUCCGCUCGAUUACUCGAUGUUUCCUAUCCCCGAACGCCGUCGUUUUGUUCAUAUGUUUCGCCUGCACACCAUAACUCCAGGUAUCUCUGUACAAACCCUACAUCUACCGUCCGAUGGCGUUCGAUGUCAUCGUCCGAUCCAGAUGCGUCCAUGUAUGCUUCUGCUGCUUCGAUUGAUGCUGAUUCAGCGGCUAAAAACGCUGCAGGGUUUUGUAUAAUUGAAGGACCUGAAACAGUUCAGGACUUUGAUAAAAUGGAUAUACAGGAAAUUCAGGAUAAUAUUAGGAGUCGUCGGAAUAAGAUAUUUUUGCAUAUGGAGGAGGUUCGUCGCCUAAGGAUACAGCAGAGAAUAAAAAGUGCCGAGCUUGGAAUUGUAGACGAAGAACAAGACAGCGAACUUCCAAAUUUUCCUUCGUUCAUCCCCUUCUUGCCUCCUCUGCAGUCAUCCGCAAAUCUCAAACAAUACUAUGCCACAUGUUUUUCUCUUAUUUCUGGAAUUAUCAUUUUCGGAGGUCUUCUUGCACCUACUUUGGAGCUGAAAUUGGGAAUAGGAGGGACAUCAUACGCUGAUUUUAUUUCAAGCAUGCAUCUUCCAAUGCAGUUGAGCGAUGUUGAUCCCAUAGUGGCAUCCUUCUCUGGAGGAGCAGUUGGCGUGAUCUCAGCCUUGAUGGUGGUUGAGAUAAACAACGUAAAACAGCAGGAGCAUAAAAGAUGCAAGUAUUGUUUAGGAACAGGGUAUCUAGCUUGUGCUCGGUGUGCUAGCACAGGGGCGAUUGUACUUAUUGACCCGGUUGCAUCUGCUAAUGGUGGAAAUCAACCUCUGUCACCGCCUAAAACUGAAAGAUGUUCCAACUGUUCCGGUGCAGGAAAAGUUAUGUGCCCAACUUGUCUUUGUACAGGAAUGGCUAUGGCAAGCGAACAUGAUCCACGCAUUGACCCCUUUGAUUAGUUACGUAUGUAGAUUGAAACUUCACCUCUUGUGCUUGUAACAUAGAAAUCCAACCACAUCAAAUAUUUAUCGUCAGUUCUGGUAUCGUAUAACCUGUGAUGACUAUGAAUACAAUCGAAUCUUGCAUGAGUUUAUAUAGGAUAACUGUUCUGUUGUAUGGCAUGCACUGCACCAAGGCAUCAUGUUGAUGACUUGUUUUUUAUUUUAUAAUAUGGUAGAACUUCAAAUCG
Helianthus annuus (common sunflower) is the source of this 1301-nucleotide messenger RNA. RefSeq names its product protein ORANGE, chloroplastic. The coding region runs from base 115 to 1071 and encodes 318 amino acids. Lineage: Eukaryota; Viridiplantae; Streptophyta; Magnoliopsida; Asterales; Asteraceae. The record is from RefSeq and is a predicted model, not a curated record. The transcript has 8 exons.